AUGUCUCGCCACCACCCCGAUCUCGUCAUGUGUCGCAAGCAGCCCGGCAUUUCUAUCGGCCGCCUGUGUGACAAAUGCGACGGCAAAUGUCCCGUGUGUGAUUCCUACGUGCGCCCAACCACCCUUGUCCGCAUCUGCGAUGAGUGCUCCUUCGGCAACUACCAGAACAAGUGUGUUGUUUGCGGUGGUGAAGGAAUCAGUGAUGCAUUCUACUGCUUUGAAUGUACGCGACUGGAGAAAGACCGUGAUGGGUGCCCGAAGAUUAUCAAUCUGGGAAGUUCGAGGACAGACUUAUUCUACCAAAAGAAAAGUUUCAGGAAUCAAUGA
Penicillium salamii is the source of this 327-nucleotide messenger RNA. NCBI's taxonomy places the organism in Eukaryota, Fungi, Ascomycota, Eurotiomycetes, Eurotiales, Aspergillaceae. The record is from the annotation of a GenBank genome assembly.